Messenger RNA from Dalotia coriaria, 1157 nucleotides. Its product is annotated as synaptobrevin-like. The transcript has 3 exons. Gene Ontology annotation, biological process: vesicle fusion; vesicle-mediated transport. Gene Ontology annotation, molecular function: SNAP receptor activity; syntaxin binding. The record is from RefSeq and is a predicted model, not a curated record. Gene Ontology annotation, cellular component: SNARE complex; plasma membrane. NCBI's taxonomy places the organism in Eukaryota, Metazoa, Arthropoda, Insecta, Coleoptera, Staphylinidae. Bases 208 to 507 code for a protein of 99 amino acids.
AGUCGCAAGAGGUCGUUGUAGAGCGCGGAUGUCGCCUAAUUUUAGCUGCUGACGUUUUUCGAUAGCGUUUUUUGCUUUUAGCAUUAAUUGCAACAUUCAUUAGCGACCGCACGCAACCACGCAAGGAAAAUUACAACAACCAAGUGCACUAUUCGUUAAUCUACGCAUUGAAAAUAUCAUUCCGGAAAACAGAAAGAAACAAUUACAAUGGAGCCUAACACAUCAUCCGGCCAGAACAAAAACAAUAUGUUGGAGCAGACCCAGCAACAGGUGAAUGAAGUGGUGGGCAUCAUGAGGGUGAAUGUUGAGAAAGUCCUCGAGCGUGAUCACAAGCUCUCCGAACUGGAUAAACGCUCGGAUAUUCUCCAGGAAGGAAGCAAACGUUUCGAGCAACAGGCGCAGAAGUUGAAACGCAAAUAUUGGUGGCAAAACCUGAAAAUGAUGAUCAUUCUGGGAGUGAUUGGAGUGAUCCUCUUAAUUAUCAUCAUUGAAUGUAUUUGGUCCUAGUGUCGAUAAGUUCAUCGGUGGGAGGUGAUAGUUCUUCGCCCGCUCCGGAGACACAGGCUCCACCACCAGCCGAACCCGCCGCCGGCAACUAAUGUCUGCAUAUUUAUCUGAUUAUUUCAACCGUACUGCUGGACUGCGCUUGCGACGUCGACCCAUUGGCACACGAAUCUACUUCUUCAUGCUCUGGAUGUAGAAAUCAUCAUAAAUAUCAUAUUGCUAUUAUUAUUUGAAAGGAAUUCAUUAAUUUAAAGACGAUAACAUGCCAAAAUUUGCUUUAGUUGAUUGCUUAUUGGAGAAGUUUUGUUAUAAUUAUUGCUAGAAUUUAUUUAAUCGAAAGUUUAGUUUGUUGAUUGGAUUUAGUAGCGUCCUUUGUUUUUUGGUAACACUUGAUUUAUCGCUAUCGCACGCUAAUCAUAGAUAUCAUCGGAGGAUUCGCAGAUGCGUUGAUAGCGCGUCAUCCUGUCUGUAGGUUUAAUUCUAUUAUUACUGUUUUUGUGAUUAACUAUACAUAUAUUAUAUGUGUCCAAUUUAAGAAAUAUUGAUCCUAUUUUAUAUUGAAUAUAUGUAUUAAAUAGAGAUACGAAUUUGUCAUGUUUAUAUGUAGUAUUAAUAUGUGUUGAAGGAAUUAUUAAUAAAGCGAGAACAUAGUA